AUGUUUUUAACAAUAUUUGCAGGUGCACAAGUUUUGGCAUGGUCUUUAAGAGAUUCAGGAUCUAAAAAACAUCUUACUGCACUAGUUACAAAAAAUACACUUUCAGAAUCCACUCUUAAGGCAUUAGAAGAAGUAUAUGAUGAAAUAAUAAGCGUAGAUCCUAUUUAUAGCAAAGAUAUAGACAAACUUUAUCUUAUGGGAAGACCAGACCUUCGUUCUUCUCUUACAAAAAUACAUGUUUGGAAUCAAGAAAAAUUUAAAAAAAUCAUAUAUUUAGAUGCAGAUACGAUCUGUUUAAGAAAUAUAGAUGAACUAUUUGAUCUAGAUACUGAUUUUGCAGCAGCUCCAGAUGUUGGUUGGCCAGACAUUUUCAAUAGUGGAGUAUUUGUUACUAAGCCGAAUAUUUCAGUUUAUAAUUCGCUUCUAAGUCUUUCAAAAAAUAACAUAUCAUUUGAUGGAGGAGAUCAAGGCCUUCUUAAUUUUUACUUUCCUAAUUGGAAACGAUUGCCUUUUACAUAUAACGUAGUACCAUCAACAUCUUAUCAAUAUUUUCCCGCAUAUUUUCAUUUUAGAUCCAAAAUAUCAGUUAUACAUUUUGCAGGGGUAAAAAAACCUUGGAUGCUAAAUGAAGAUAGAGUUAACUGUAAACCAUAUAAUGAAUUAAUUGAAAAAUGGUUUUCUAUAUACAGAAGUCACACAAAGUCUCAAGGAUUUCUUAAUGAUUUGUCUUUUGAAAGAAAAAUACAUUUAAAAACAGAAAAAACUAUUGAAGGUCAAAAAUCAGAAGAAACUAUCAAUAAAAACAACAUAUCCUAUGAACUAUUAACUCGAAAAAUUCCUUCUAUAUAUGCUAGAAUGGGAUUUGAUCAUAAACAACUAGACAAACAAGAUUUAUCUUCAAUUUUAUCUAAAACAACAUUUUUUUACAACUCUAAUUAUGAAAACCAACAGAAUAGAUUGUUCAACUCAAAUAAAUUACUAUUUAUACCACAACCUCCACUAUUAAUACCAAGUUAUCUAGAAGAAAUCGAAGAAUAUAAUAUAUAUAGAAAAGAAACAGAAGAAUUUAAUCCAUAUGAAAAUGAGGUUCUUCAAAUAAAAAAGAUACACCCGUUUCCUUGGAGAAAACAAAAAAACGAAGCUACUAGAAUAUUCAUAGAUGACGAUCAAGAAAAUAAGAUAGAUAUGUUAAAAUAUGAUAUAAAAAUAACGAAGAAAAAUGUAUUUUUACAAUACAAAGCAGACGAAAUGCCAAUUUCCGAACUUUGAAAAUUUAUACAACUUACCUAUACAUGCUACAUCUAGUAUCUCAAAAAU
Molecule: messenger RNA, 1317 nt
Organism: Pneumocystis carinii B80
Lineage: Eukaryota; Fungi; Ascomycota; Pneumocystomycetes; Pneumocystales; Pneumocystaceae
Exons: 6
Coding region: 1-1269 (422 amino acids)
Cellular component (GO): cytoplasm
Molecular function (GO): glycosyltransferase activity
Source: RefSeq, a predicted model, not a curated record